Messenger RNA from Ustilago hordei, 3081 nucleotides. RefSeq lists its product as uncharacterized. Gene Ontology annotation, cellular component: cytoplasm. Gene Ontology annotation, molecular function: ATP binding; tau-protein kinase activity; protein serine/threonine kinase activity. The record is from RefSeq and is a predicted model, not a curated record. The coding region runs from base 1 to 3081 and encodes 1026 amino acids. Gene Ontology annotation, biological process: microtubule cytoskeleton organization; protein phosphorylation; intracellular signal transduction. Lineage: Eukaryota; Fungi; Basidiomycota; Ustilaginomycetes; Ustilaginales; Ustilaginaceae. The transcript has a single exon.
AUGUUCUCACGCUCACGGCAUUCCGACUCCAAGAGGCUGAGCGCCUCCCGACCCAACGCCGAUAGCCGCAGCUCGGUCUCGGAUGCAGCCCUCAACGCAACGUCACACCAACAAGCGGCUGCCAUCCCGACACAGCAGAGCGCAGCGCUACCCGUAGAGAUGCCUUCAGCCGAUGUGCCGACAAUAACAACCACGAAUGGAACUCCACUCGCAACGUCCUCUGCCACAUUCUCAUCUUCCAUGGCUGCAAACACGGCUCGACCCGAAUACUAUCAGCACAACACAGCCGCGCAGACCUCAAACUGGACCUCACCACUACAUCGCUCGCAUGCCGCUAUCAUCGAACCCACCGAUGUCACAAACAGCAGCUUUUCGGUCACGUCGCUCGACAGCUUCGGUGCCAUCUCGAUGGCAGGAUCUACCGCGGCAGCAGAAUACGGCAGUCAGAACGGAUCACGCUAUGGGAUGAGUCCACCUGGCUCUACGCUCGUGGCACCUAGAGGCGAGCUCUCAUCAGCCUCGAUACGUAGUCGAAGGAACUGGGACGAGUUCGAAGGCAAGCCUGUCUCACCACUACCUAGUCCUGCCGUCCAAGACGAACAAGCCAGAGACAUGUUUGAUGUUCCCGUUGCCUCUUCUUCCAGACUCGCCACCAACAACAGCCCUUCUACUCCAUCCGCUCCUACCACCCCUGCCAGGAACUUCUCAAAUGAAUCGCUACCGAGCAUGGGGGGCGAUGCAAAGACCAUGUCCUCCCCAAGAGGCGGGACACAGAACGAGGUUGCAAGUCGAAACUGGUCUUUCUUCAACUCGAAUCCUUCUGCUCCAUCUGUCACACGUGCGCCCAGCAUCAAGACCGCCAACCUCACGAGACGAACGGAUCAUGUUGGCGGCAGCGAACCUGCGGAGCCAUCUACGCCGCUCAGUUCAACUGCACCAAGAAGCGCAUCCAGUGCCAACAACCUCGCUCACGGCCUCGCAGCAAGGGUGACCUCUGCAGACCUUUCCAGUCGCAUCCGUUUGCCUUCCAGGUUGCCCACUCUACCCACAGACAGCGGAAGCAUUGGAGGUGCCGGUACAACCAACGCCAGAGCCACCUCGGCCAUCUAUUCGCAACCGCAGCACUUCGGCUAUCCGCGGCACACACGCAUAAGCAGCGGAGAGUCAGCGUUAUCUGCCGAAGUGACCAUGUACUCGCCACUCUCGGCCCUUGACCCACAUACGGGAGAACUCUUCAAUCUCAAUUCAACCUCGCAGCUUUCCCUGUCAGCCAUCUCGGAUGCACCCAGCGCCACUCUCGAAGGCUUACCACCAAACAUACCAUGGGCACCCGACAGUCCUCAUCGUGCACGCAGUCGAAGCCAGCUCUUGCUAGAUGACGAACACCGCAGCGCACAGUCGUCCCCGGCAUCUGCUGUGCCUUCUCGUAUUGAGUGGCAGAGACCAUGGAGAGAGGCUGGCGAUGCCUCCACCGACUCUAUCAGCGCCCUCAUGCCAAGUGCAGCGCAAAGAGCAAGUCCCCCACCCACACGAUCCGAGCUUCAUCCUCCCUCUUCAUCGUCGAUAGCCGGCCCGAACGGCACAGUGGCAUCGCAGGACCAAAGCUCAGAUGAAACAACAAGGAAUCAGGGACACUCAAGGCGUCGGCAAGGACCGUCUGAAUCGGCAACGGGUAGCAGCAUCUCGCCUGUCCCUUUGAGCCGUGAGAGACCAAAUCAACCUGCGAUCGUAGAGUCACGAGAAGAGGAGGAAGACGGAGACCAGAUUGGUCCGUAUCGCAUCGAGAAGACGCUGGGUAUGGGUGCAUUCAGCCGUGUCGCUUUGGGACGCUUAAUACGCAGCUCAUCGGGUACUUCUGCGUUGCGAUCUGAUCGAAUGAUCUCGUCGCUUCCCGCGUUGCGGCAACGAGCUCUGCAGAAGAGCCACCAAGGUCAAGUGGAGGGCAACGACAAUGUGGUGGCGCUCAAGAUGCUCGACCGUGAGCCUUGCAACAACAACGAGCGUCUCAAAGUCAGUUGGGUCCGUGAAGUUGAAGUGCUCAAGCACAUCUCGCACCCGAACCUGGUCCGGUUCAUCACUUCAUUCAGCACACCCCUCCAUCAUACGCUCGUGCUCGAGCGAGUUGCAGGAGGCGAGCUGUUCGAUGCGCUCAUGUCCAACUUUGAUCAGCUUGCACAGCGCGAAUGGCUCGUUCGUGUCAUCUACACCGAACUUGCCAAUGCGAUCGGCUGGAUGCAUCACAUCAACCUCGUGCAUCGUGACAUCAAGUUAGAGAACAUUCUGAUGACGGUCGAUCUGUUUGCAGCAACUGCUGCCGCAGCCACUUCAGCAAGCUCCGGAACGUCUUCAGAGCCAUUACGCCCUCACCAUCUGCCUGCUCAUGGCCCUUUGAUCAAGCUGACUGACUUUGGUCUCUCAAGAUUCAUCGACCCGUCCAAUCCACUGCUCGAGACACGCUGUGGCUCGGAGGAGUACGCUGCGCCAGAGCUCAUCAUCGGGAAGAAGUACGACGGUCGCAAGACGGAUGCUUGGGCUCUUGGUGUCGUGCUGUAUGCACUCAUCACCGGAUCACUGCCAUUCAUGGAGGAAGUCAAUGUUGGUGUCAACGGCGCACGAGAGGGUCACGGCGAAGAGCGCGAUCCAAAGCAACGCAAGCGACACCUGCUUCGAAUCGCAAAAGGCGACUUACGAUGGCCAUCGCCUGCCAAUGACAGCAGUGCUGACCAGCCUGAUCCUUCGACGUGUCCUGCCAACAUGCGUCUCGUCACCCCGGUGGCCAAAGCGAUAGUAGCUCGACUGCUUCGACGUGACUCGACCAAGCGAGCUACGCCAUGGGAGACAUGGGACGAGCAGUGGCUUCUGGGAGGAAGCUUCGGAUACGCUAAUCUGGCCUCAACACAUGGAGGCAGCGGGGUAGGUGGCUCAGCUAUGCCUCCUCGCCAAGUGCCAAAUGAGGCCUCUGCCGGCGGCGAACCACUCGAUUUGCACCCGGAUCCACGCUCGCAACAAGGACAGAGUUGGUUGGAAGCAAAUGCAGCUGUGCGACAGGAUGAUUUAGACCCUGUUGCCCGUGACGAUUGA